This is a messenger RNA of Oncorhynchus tshawytscha (Chinook salmon), 4498 nucleotides long. Its product is annotated as inactive dipeptidyl peptidase 10. The transcript is spliced from 26 exons. Bases 345 to 2747 code for a protein of 800 amino acids. Gene Ontology annotation, molecular function: dipeptidyl-peptidase activity; serine-type peptidase activity. Gene Ontology annotation, biological process: proteolysis. The record is from RefSeq and is a predicted model, not a curated record. NCBI's taxonomy places the organism in Eukaryota, Metazoa, Chordata, Actinopteri, Salmoniformes, Salmonidae.
AUCACACAGACUUAGACGAGGACCGAGCAGUCAAGAUCCCCUCGUUAGUCGCAUGCAGAUUGAUAGAGGUGUAUAAAGGCAGCCAGUAUAUUUUCUGUGUUUAGGCUACUUAAUUCUGACGACUAAAUAUUUUGCUCUCUCUUGAACAUAAUGUGGAGAGACAAGUGUUCUCGGCAGACAUUCGAAGACCUAGCAUAAUUCAUUCGUGACGGACCCCAUUGCUGCAUGCCUCCUGUUUAAGAUUCUGCCGUUUUGACUAAUCCACGGGACAGUGGGAUCCGACUACAGAGCAUCUUUAGGAUUCACAGCGAGUUGAGUCCAAGUUCUAUUACCAGCAGUUUACCAUGACAGCCACUAAGGAGGCGGCGCAGCCGAAUCAGAGACAGAAGCCACCGCCAAAGGAUGAUGAGGAGGACCUUGGUGCGGGAGCUCCACCUGACAGGAACUGGAAAGGAAUUGCUAUUGCUCUGCUGGUUAUUUUGGGGGUCUGCUCUCUUAUCACCAUGUCUGUCAUCCUCCUCACCCCAGCGGACAGCCAAGCUGGCAGUGAUACCAAACUCACAGUGGAAGAUCUGUUCAAGCCUGAGUUUGUUGCCCACGACCCGGAGGCCAAAUGGAUCAACGACUCAGAAGUGAUCUACAGGAAUCGCGAUGGCCACGUAAUCAAGUUUAACAUCCUCACCAAUGAGACUGAAAUUGUACUGACAAACACAACAUUUGUCAAUUUCAAUGUUGCAAAGUACUCCGUUUCCCCGGACUUGAAAUAUGUGCUCUUUGCCUAUGAUGUUAAACAGGUUUUCCGGCAUUCAUACAUGGCCUCAUAUAGCAUUUACAACGUCCACACAAGGGAGGUAUGGGAGCUGGAUCCUCCAGAGGUGCUGAAUUCUAUUCUGCAGUAUGCUGCGUGGGGAGUACAGGGCCAGCAACUGAUCUACAUAUUUGAAAACAAUAUUUACUACCAAUCAGAUGUGAAGAGCAACUCCCUCAGACUGACAUCGUCUGGAAAGGAAGGGGUCAUUUUCAAUGGGAUCACUGACUGGCUGUACGAGGAGGAGAUUCUCCAGUCACAUAUAGCACACUGGUGGUCACCGGAUGGAGAGAGGUUGGCCUUCCUGGUCCUCAAUGACACUCUGGUGCCCAAUAUGGCCCUUCCUCGCUUCACUGGUGCUUCAUACCCCAAAGGAAAGCAAUACCCCUACCCUAAGGCUGGCCAACCCAACCCCACAGUGAAGUUAUAUGUGGUGAAUCUGUACGGGCCGACACACACACAGGAGCUCACACCACCAGACAGCCUCAAACUAAGGGAGCACUAUGUCGCCAUGGUCAGUUGGAUCAGUAAAACCAAGACGACGGUCAGGUGGAUGAACCGUGCCCAGAAUGUGUCCAUCCUGACCGUAUGUGAGACCACCACGGGGGCCUGUGUUAAGAGGCAUGAGGAGGUCUCAGAGCUCUGGCUUUCAAAGCAGAACCAGGAACCAGUGUUCUCCAGGGAUGGCAGCAUAUUCUUCCUGACAGUGCCCGUCAAGCAAGGCGGGCGUGGAGAGUUCCAUCACAUCGCCAUGUUCACCACACAGUUCAGAGCAGAUCAAAACGAGGUCCGCCAUCUAACAUCAGGAAACUGGGAAGUAACUAAGAUCCUGGCCUAUGAUGAGAGCAACGACAACAUAUAUUUUCUCAGCACUGAAGGCUCACCGCGAAGAAGACAGCUUUUCAGUGUGAAGACUGUCGGGUUGUUCCCUCGACACUGUCUGACGUGUGAGCUAAAUAAGGCGCACUGUCUGUUCUUUAAUGCUGAGAUAAGCCCCAAUGAUAAGCAUAUCAUCCUCCACUGUAAAGGUCCCGGAGCACCCACUGUGAUCUUACACAGCCUCAAUAAUGCCAAUUACUACAUCCUUGAGAACAACUCUCUACUAAAGGCCGCUUUAAAGGUCAAGAGGAUUCAGAUGACGGAUUUCAGAACAAUCCAGAUGGAACAUUUUGAUCUGCCUUUGAAGAUCUCUUACCCACCAGACUUUUCUGAAUCGCGUCACUAUGGCUUGCUAUUGAUAGUCGAUGGCUCCCCCGGUGGCCAGGCAGUGAGCGACCGUUUCGUCCUGGACUGGGACUCGGUUCUGGUCAGCUCGGAUAACGUCAUAGUGGCUCGUCUGGACGGCAGAGGGAGUGGCUUCCUGGGCCAGAGGGUUCUACAUGAAGUCCACCGGCGUUUGGGAACCGUAGAGGUGCAGGAUCAAAUCACAGCUGUGGAAUACAUGUUGACAUUCCCGUACAUUGAUCGGACACGGAUAGGAGUAUUUGGGAGGGGUUAUGGUGCCUAUAUUACAUUAAUGAUGCUCAAAUCAACCGACAGCCUGUUCAAAUGUUCAGUAGCAAUGUCCCCCGUCACGGACUGGAAACUAUAUGCAUCAGCGUUUUCCGAGCGGUACCUUGGCAUGCCAUUACGGGACGACAGCAGAUAUCAGUUCUCCAGUGUGUUGCAGAACAUCCAGCCACUGAGGGAACAGACUCUGAUGCUUGUCCACGGCACAGCAGAUGCCAAUGUUCACUUUCAGCAUACUGCUGAGCUCAUCAGGAACCUUGUGAAAGUUGGAGCAAACUACUCAAUGCAGCUCUAUCCAGAUGAGGGUCAUUUCCUGUCCCAGCGGAGUCGGCAGCACCUCUUCGGGUCGCUCACCAACUUCUACAGGGAGUGUCUAAGGGAAGAGAUCCUACCACUGCCCGAUGAUGAUGAGGAGGAGGAAGAAGAGUAGGAGUUAUGAUGUGUUGGGAACCUUCGGCAGGACUUUGGCAGGACUUCCUCUCUGUAAACAUUUGCUGAAGCCUGCACUAAAGGCUGGUGGCUUUUGGACCAAGUGUUAAGACAGAGGUGGACAGUGAGAGUUGCUGAUGCUUCUAGUGUGUGUGUGUGUGUGUGCGUGUGCGUGUACAUUAGAUCGUUUGUGUUAGUUUGAGAAAGAGAGUUUGAUAGUGUGUCUGCGUGUGUCUGCGUGUGUACGUUUGAGUGUGCAUGUGUUUUCAUUCAGAGAACUUCCAAGGACACCUGUCAAAGACAAUGGAGACGGGCAUUGUCGAGACUACAAGCUGGAACUCUCACUAAUCCAAAAUGCCACUUCGAUCACUUUCGGCAAAGCACAUAGCAGACUGCCUCCAUCAUCGAUGGUGGCCAUUAGUGUUGCAACAUCCACACUUGCAAGUGCAUGGUUCUUUUCCCCUUACAGCUUCACUAGUUUUGUUAGUCUUUGUUGUAGUAGUCAUUGGGAAGAGACAAACACAGAUGAAGUCCCCUUUUCAAUUCCUCCCCCUCAAUAUUAUUUGUUCUUGUUGCACAAGGAAAUGCUCCACUGCUCUUCAGAGACAUACGGUAGGCAAUGCAAGUUCACCAUCACUGUGACGUUGUCCACGAAUAAGUGUAAUUCCUGCUGAAUGCUCUCUCAUUGUCAACCCCCACUGAAAACAACAGUCCUUUGGGCACACUUAAACAAUGGUCUUAUGUAGACAUGUCCAAUGCCUUAUGAAGUGCUACAUAAGACCAUAAAACCACGUACUGGCAUUCAUAGCCAUUCAUUAUCAGCAGCUUCAUUACCAACCUGUGUCAGCUCAGUCCUUUGAGACGCAAUAUGACAUAGUGCAGUCUCAUAGACAGUUAAUAUCAGUUAUAAGGUCAGGUCAUAAACCAGUUAUAACUCCAGUGAGUAGAGAGUUGUCACAAAGGCCAUAAAAUGACAUUGUGUAGGCCUAAGUAAGGGGUUUGCAUGUCUACAGCAGUGUGUACAUACAUAUAUUUUUUAGAUAUGUCAGAUCUCGUGGAUAGGUUAGUCAAUGGGAAUGGAAUGAUUUGACCUGUAUGUCUUGUACAUUUUCCAGUUGAUUUUGGUUUCGGUUUAUUUUUCUUCCAAGGGUAGAUUUUGUAAUGCUUGUUAAUUUUGCUGUUUCUAAAGGGAGGGGGGAUGUGGGUGUUGGGUUAUUGUGAUUGUCCUCUAGUGAUGAUUAUGAAUAAAAAAGCACAGAAAAACAAAUAUAUUACCAUUAGGUAUUUUGCACAAAUUACAUCCAACCACAGUGUUUUCAGUAUUGAUUGACAAAUUUACGAAUGAUCCAGUCAAUUACAUACAAUUGGUUUGUUGACCUUGGACUCACCUUUGUGCCUAGACUGUUGGUCAUGGUCAUGGUCUGAAGACAAAUUCAAUAAGGGCCUUGAGGCAGUUGGCCUACAGAUAUCUGACAUUGGAUGCGUCUCAAUCCACCUCAUCCGCCGAUGUUGCACUUCAGCAUCUACAUUACGUUGCUUUCUCCUGGGUAGAUACAUGAUAAUUACAAGUAUAUCUUAUGUAACUGCAUUGUUCUUACAUUACACUUGAUUGAGUAUAGCCUUUGAGACAGGUCAUAACAUAGAAAUACUUUACAUUAAGUUGCUUUCUCCUGGGUAGAUACAUGAUAAUUACAAGUAUAUCCUAUGUAACUACAUUGUCCUUACAUUACACUUGAUUGAGUAUAGCCUUUG